CGCAUUUCCCCAUCUGCCCCAGAAUAUCCAUUCAGUUCCUUGGGCGCUCUGUGUGGGUCUGGCACCCCAGGCUACAGAUACAUUGCAUGGCAUCUCCUGGGACAUGCUGAAUGCUUAAGGUUCCUGCCUGGGGUUUCCCCAUAGCGAUGUGGUGGCAGCUCUGUGUGUGCAGCCUGGGGAUCCUCCUCCUGGUGCCAUGUUCUCUCUCUGAGGAAUUCUCUCUGGAUGACUUUCCGCACCCCGUGGUGGGGGUAAUCGGCCAGGAUGUGGUGUUACCCUGCCAGCUCACACCCCCGGCCAGGAUGCCCAGCAUGGAUGUGCAGUGGAGGAAAAUUGGACCAGGAUUUAUCCUGGUUCAUGAGUACAUGGAUAAGGGUACCCGGGACCUGUCAGGGGUGAAUUACCAGAACCGUACAGAGCUGUUCCUGCAGGAAUUCAGCAGCGGGAAUGUCUCCGUGAAGCUGAAACGGCUUCAAGUGAUGGAUGAUGGGAAAUACCGAUGCUUUGUGAGGAACCCACAGUGGAGCCUAGAAGCCACCACUGAACUACGAGUUGCAGCUGUGGCUCCAGUGUUGAUUGACGUGCUGGGCCCCCGGGGCCAGGGGAUCGGGCUGGCCUGUAGAUCCACAGGCUGGUUUCCCAAACCUGAACUCCAGUGGGUUGGAAAGAACUGGCAGAACCUGGCGAUGGAGAUUGUGACCGACGUGACUCAGGACAGGGAGAACCUGUAUAGUGUUGUGAGUCACGUCACUGUCACAGAAGGGGAGGACAAUGGAGACAUCAUCUGCAUAGUGCAGAAUGGCCUGCUGGAGACCGAACGACAAUCGGCCAUUCACCUCUCAGGUGACAUCUUCCCCCGUGUUUCUCCCUGGCCAGCUGCAUUCUGGGUAUUGUUCACUCUGGUUCUCAUUGCUGCUGGAGCUUGUGCAUAUCGUGAAUACACAGCAAAGCAAAAGGCCUCUCAGAAGAAACGAUCUGAAGAGGAGACUCUGUUAAAUAUGAAGAGUGACAAGGAGACCUUGGAAUCAGAGCACCAGGAGCUGCGUGAGAGGCUUGGCAGGGAGGUCGUAGAGCUAGAUUUCAGGAGGGCUCGGAGCUACAUGGUUCCUGUCACCCUGGAUCGGAAUUGCAAACACUUCAGACUCACCUUGUCCACAGAUGGCAGAACAGUCUGGCACAACCCGCCUUCCCAAGAGCCGGCUGCCCCAUCUGAGCCCCUGAUCGCUGUGGGGAUGGAGGGAUUUUUGGCCAGGAAGGAUCAUGAUAAGGAGGCAGGGGCUUGCCGGGUGUACUGGGAGGUGGAGGUGGGAGACAGCCCAGACUGGGUGCUGGGGGUGCUGAAUAGGACUGUGAGGAAGAAAGUGACACUUCAGAAGCUGGAGAGUUUCCCUGACAGGGGGUGCUGGGUUCUAAGGAGAUCUGAGGGGAAGUAUCACCCCAGCAAGGCUGACACUGUGAUCCAGAACUGGGGUGUGAGGCUGACAGUGGUUGGGGUGUAUCUGGAUCUAGAAAGGGGGAGUCUCUCAUUUUAUAGUGUCAGUGCAAUGGCCCUUAUCCUGGAGAUUCCUGUGGAAGGUUCUGAGGAAUUGUUCCCGUUCCUCAGCCCUGGUUACACUACGGGGACAGACCAGGGGAAAUCCCUCAGCAUCUGCCCCCCCAGUGACUGGGAUUUCCCCCAGAAAUUAGGAGCUAGUGGAUCUGUUAUUCAGGGAGAUCCCACAGCCCCUGCACAGCCCUCUGCCCCCAAGAACGGGGAAGGGGUAGAAAAUGACACAGGGCCAUCCGCAACUGCAGAAACAGCCCCAGCCCCUGCACAUUGCCCUGCCCCUGGAAACAAGCAAGUGAAAGAAAACAGCACUGGGGCAUCAGUGAGAGAAAAUUUGUGAAAGGUCCUGCCCACCAACCUGCUCCUGAAGCGGAAGCAGGGGGAUAAACCAGAGCAGGAGCAUCCACAGCUGGAAGCAUCCCCCAAAGAGAAGGGGGAAAAGAAACACCAAAAACCCCAGGUCUGAAAUCCACACCCCCCCCCCCCCCACAGACACACCAAACCCUCCUGUAGGGCAAAGGGAAUCAUGCAAAGAAAAACACUCAGAAUUUGACUUCAGAGGGGAUCUCUGGACCUGACUCUUGUUCCAGGGAUACAAGGCCAGGAAAUACACCAGGGGAAUCAGACCCAAACGCCGUCACCUGAGAAAGAAUCUUGCCCCACAGGGAAAAUGGGGAAAUGGCGACAUGUCAGAAAUUUCCUCUCUCCCUGAACUUCAAAGAGAACCACAGCAAUUCACGAUAAUGCUUUAAACCAACCCCUUGUGAAAUUGGAAUGGGCUAACUGGAGAGAACUAUGUUAACGCGACUGUUAAAUGUAGGAAAUUCAAUACACACCAGUCGGGGGAUGCAGAGGGGAAGGGUCUCACAGUGGCACUGACUCACUCCCAUUGUACACACACACACACACUGCUCCUGCCAGCCUCAGACCGUGCAAGUGGGUGACAGGAUCAGGCCCUCUGUGUAUCAGAUUGGGUUGUGA
This is a messenger RNA of Chrysemys picta bellii (western painted turtle), 2527 nucleotides long. Lineage: Eukaryota; Metazoa; Chordata; Testudines; Emydidae. The record is from RefSeq and is a predicted model, not a curated record.